AUGGCGCAGUCGGUCGAGAGUGCGGUGUCUCCGUUCGCCUCUGGGAUGCGGCUCGCAGUUUCGGGCAGAUCACCGCAGCGGAGCAGGCUCGGGCUCCCUCGCACUCGUGCGCUCACGGAGGGAGGUUGCGGCGCCGUCGCGCAGUCGGCCCGCAUGCUGGGCGAGUGCGAGACGAAGCCCAGGAACAACAUGGCGGAGAGCCGCUUGAGCAGGAUCAAGCGCGGCCUCGACCUCACUGAGCGUGGGCAGCAGCUCGCCGCGUUCGGCGCCGCGCUGGGCAAGCCGCCGGAGCUGCUGGUCCGCUUCGUGGUGACGGCGAUGCCGACGCGGGAGCUACAGCAGUUGGAUGACAGCCCCAGCCGCCUCGACAUCUCGAAGACGUCCGUGGAGGCUGUCAGGGAGGCCGCGAUGCUGUGCGCGGAGGAGUUCGAGGCUGCCCCCGCCGUUGCCGCCGCAGCGCCGAGGCCGGCUUUCGCCUUCUCUGCCGGCGUCGUGGGAGCCCUGAGGGCGGUUUUGGCGGAAAGGACCGGUGGAGGCACCGUUACCGAGCCGUUGGGCGAGCAUGCCGCUGGCGGUGCGCCCAGUGGUCUCGAAAACGACGGGCCCCUUCGGGGGAUGACUGCCCUGCCGGCUGAUGCCGAGGCGGGCUGGGCAGGCAGCGCGGAGCGGGAGAGUUCAUUGUUCGAGGCGUCGGAUCUCAAGGAUGGAGCGGGAAGCGGGGCUCGGACGGGGCUAGUCGCGUAUCCCCAGCAGCGCUCCAUGAGGUGGUCGCGGCAGCUGCGAAUCUCGGCGAAUAUCGUGGCCGGUACCUGCAAGACUGGCGCAUGGGCCUGCGUGUCCGCUUCCAUCUCUGCUCCCUGGCCUGUGACUGGUUUCGGAGACGAUGGCGGGCAUACCAGCCCCACCAUGGGCAACGAGUGGAUCGUGGAGUGGGAGCUCUGUAGGCCGGCUGCGCGGACUGGCGCCGACUGGGUGACUCUUCCGCAGCGUUUAAUCGAGCAUUUUGCUUACUCCAUGUGCGUACUCGCGUUCUGCGGGUUUUUACUGCAGGCCCACGAUGGCCUGCAGGUGCUAGCGCGCUGCUCUUCAGUGUUCCGCAAGGUCGUGGUGUUCAGGCAGACCCACGCUUGCGACAGGCUGCCGCUGCAGGCGGAGCAGUCGCCAGCGCAGCGUCGACCGCGGCGGCCCGGCCACGGCCCGGCCAGCCCGCCUGGCGCCCGCAGCGCUGGCGGCGCUCGCCGCCGCGGUGGUCUGCUGCGGCCCGGCGACCCGCGCCCGGGGGACUGGUUCCAGCCUUGGGUUGACCUGAACGCCGCCGCGAUCGCCGGCAUCAGUAGCGUCGUUGGCUCCGGCGGGGCCGCGAUCAUUUUGUACACCGUGCUGAUCAAGAUUGUCACCUACCCGGUGACGCAGCCCACCCUCCGUACAAACGCGGUCUUGCAGUUGGUCGCGCCCCAGCGGGAGUACAUAGAGCGGAAGUACAAGAAAAACGACGAGGCGACCAGCAACAAGCUCCAGCAGCGGCUCUUCGCGGAGGUCGGUGUUAACCCGCUUGCGAGUUUGCUCCCCGUCCUGCUGCAGCUGCCCAUCUUCAUCGGCCUGUUCCGUGCCAUAGCGCAGCUAGCGCGGCAGGAUGCUCGCUUCAACGAGCCCUUCCUGUUCGUCCCCAGCCUGGCUGGCCCAGUGGAGUCCGGCAGGCCGAGCCUGGACUGGAUGCUGAAGACGCAGUCCGCGCAGCAGUUCAUUCCUCUGUGCGGUUGGGACAACUUGCCCGGGUACCUGGCGUUGCCUUUCAUAGUUGUCGUCACCCAGCUGAUCUCGCAGAGCUUCCAAAAGGUCGAGGGUGACUCCAGCCAGCCCGUUAUCCAAAUCGUCUUCCCGACCGUGGUCGGGAUCUCGUGCUUGGUUAGUCCUGCGGGGUUGGGCCUCUACUGGCUCACCAACAACGUCAUCACCACGGGGCUGACUCUCGUCGCGCAAAACCAGGCCGCGGAUGAGUUCCCGCAGUACAAGGACUCCAUCCCGGCGGAGGCGCAGAGCACCCGCUACGUGCGGGACACCGAGUUCAUCGAGACGCCCGAGGCGGUGGUGAGGAGACGCGUGGAGGCUCUUGUGGGCGAGAAGAUCGGAGCCGCGGCCGUGGAGGAGUCGCGCGAGCGGCGCAGGGCGGAGGCGGCGGCGGCCAGGGAGGUGACGGCCAAGCUGCGCCGGGAGGAGGAGGAGGCGGCCGAGGCGAGGAGAGCACCGCGGCGGCGCAGCUCCUCGCAGCCGCGGGCGACGCCCCCGAGGAAGAAGCGCGGCGGCAAGUGA
Prorocentrum cordatum is the source of this 2310-nucleotide messenger RNA. The record is from the annotation of a GenBank genome assembly. NCBI's taxonomy places the organism in Eukaryota, Dinophyceae, Prorocentrales, Prorocentraceae.